This is a messenger RNA of Acanthoscelides obtectus, 360 nucleotides long. The record is from the annotation of a GenBank genome assembly. NCBI's taxonomy places the organism in Eukaryota, Metazoa, Arthropoda, Insecta, Coleoptera, Chrysomelidae.
AUGUGUAAUACUUCUGAUAGUGAGAGUGAUGUGCCGAUGCAUGAAAUAAAAGAUGUUAGCAGUGUUAGUACGCCUAAAAAAACUAAAAAGUGCGGAUUAUACGCAGAAAUACAAAAGAGACUGGGAAAAAGAGUGCAAGUGGCUCCAGUCAAGUGCAAAUUCUGCAGUUCCGAUAUCCUUAUUGCGAGGGGCAAAGGAGAAAUUAAAAAGCAUACCACCACUGCGAAACACAUAAAGUCAAUAUCAACCAUCAAAUCGCAACCAUCUGUGGCGUCAGUGUUUGGCAAAAAAUCCAAAAAUAUUGACGAAAAGGCAACAGUGGGUGUUUUGCGUCUUGCUGGUGUUAUAGCGGAGCAAUAA